This is a messenger RNA of Trifolium medium, 192 nucleotides long. NCBI's taxonomy places the organism in Eukaryota, Viridiplantae, Streptophyta, Magnoliopsida, Fabales, Fabaceae. The record is from the annotation of a GenBank genome assembly.
AUGUGUAUAGACUACCGGAGGUUGAACUCAGCAACAAGAAAAGAUCAUUUACCUCUUCCAUUCAUUGACCAAAUGUUAGAAAGGCUUGCUGGGAAGGCCUACUAUUGCUUUUUGGAUGGUAACUCCAGGUACAAUCAGAUUGUUGUGGACCCAGCAGAUCAAGAGAAGAUGGCUUUUACAUGCCCAUUUGGG